Messenger RNA from Linum trigynum, 345 nucleotides. The record is from the annotation of a GenBank genome assembly. Lineage: Eukaryota; Viridiplantae; Streptophyta; Magnoliopsida; Malpighiales; Linaceae.
AUGACCUAUGACCGAAACAAUUUGGAGAAUCCGACUAUUGGAGUGGUGGGAUCAUUGGUGAGUUCAGGAAUCCAGGUACUAGUUUAUAUCGUGGAUCAAGACUCGGUGCUGCCAUUCAUUGGGAAGAGGACUUUGGUGAAUCGUCUGGCCAAACAGAUGGGUCUGAACACAACUGUGUCAUACAGGCCAUGGUUUGAUGUUGGUGUAUGGACACAUGUUUAUUGUGGGAAUAAGCUUGCAUUUGCAACUAUAAGAGGAGCUUCUCACCUUGCCCCAUUCUCAUCACCAAAGAGAUCCCUCUCAUUGUUUGCUAUUUUUCUAGAUAGGAAAUCUUUGGCAACUUGA